This is a messenger RNA of Lycium ferocissimum, 585 nucleotides long. RefSeq lists its product as uncharacterized. Bases 1 to 585 code for a protein of 194 amino acids. The transcript has a single exon. NCBI's taxonomy places the organism in Eukaryota, Viridiplantae, Streptophyta, Magnoliopsida, Solanales, Solanaceae. The record is from RefSeq and is a predicted model, not a curated record.
AUGGUGAUGAUGAGUAGCACUAGCAUUGAGAAAUCAUUCAGAAUCAAACAUGAAGACAACAACAAGUUCUUAUCAAAACUUCUUUCAAAGGAAAACUCCAAAUCUGUUUCUUCUAUUCCUUCUUUCAGAGUUUACUAUAAUGAUGUUCCAAGUUCUGUUCCUUUCACUUGGGAGUUGCAACCUGGUACACCUAAACAUACAUUUUCUCAAACUUCUUUAUUGCCUCCUCUUACUCCUCCUCCUUCUUACUACUCCAAUAAUAAUAAUACCAACAAAAAACCUACUAAAAAUAACUCAAGAUCCAAGAUUUUUCAUGCUUUGAUCAAGAAGUUUAAUCCCAAAAAAUCUCUAUUACCUCCAUCUCCCUCUUAUUCAUCUUCAUCAACUUUAUCAUGGUCAUCUUCAUCACAAUAUUUAUCAAUUUCUGCACCAACAACUCCUUCUCAUAUCAUGGAACGACGUCGUUUUCGUAGCCAAGGAUCAUUUUGUGAUGACUAUAUUCAUGAAGAAAUAUCGCCAGCAUCAAAAUUGUGUUUUGGUAAAAAAGCCUUGUUUUCCAUCGUUGGUUGCCGUGGAUCUAACUAA